Molecule: messenger RNA, 3542 nt
Organism: Notolabrus celidotus (New Zealand spotty)
Lineage: Eukaryota; Metazoa; Chordata; Actinopteri; Labriformes; Labridae
Gene: dnajb5
Product: DnaJ heat shock protein family (Hsp40) member B5
Exons: 5
Coding region: 600-1700 (366 amino acids)
Biological process (GO): negative regulation of transcription by RNA polymerase II
Cellular component (GO): cytosol
Molecular function (GO): protein-folding chaperone binding
Source: RefSeq, a predicted model, not a curated record
CAGGUGAUUGUUCUCCUGUCAGCUCUCAGGACUCUCUCUCUCUCCCUCUUUUUCUAUCUCUCUCCAAAUAUGACUCUGUUUCCCCGCACAGUGAACCACAGCCCCUCUCACAUGCCUGCAUGCUUACACCACUGAAUCCUACAGGAAGGAAGAAUUAAAGCAAUGCAUCUGUGGCCAGUUUCCACUUCAAAAUCUUCAGUGAAAACUUCCUCCUACAUGUUACUCUUGGAGUCUGAGAGUGUUUGAGGACACAGACCUUGAACAAAGAACCCUGGUUGCUUGCUUGCUGCUGCUGCUGGUGGUGGUGGAGAGGGCUGGGUUUGCUCUCCAGACUGCACACAGCUUUUUAGACGACGAAAGGAGGAGCAGGAGUGGACACAAGGCUGGGGCAGCUCGAGCCUGCUGUGAUCCUCCCGGCGUCCUGACGUCAAUUUAUAAGGACCAAGCAGUGCCGGGGAGCAGACACAGAACAAGACAGAGAGAGAAGCCGGUCCGGACCAUGUUGUUGUAAUGUCCCCCUGACACUGCUGGGCUUUCUGUGACUGAACACGGCCUGAGCCGAAGACCAGGAGGGAGAGAUUGUAUGCGUGUAUGCAGACAUGGGGAAGGACUACUACAAGACUCUAGGGAUCCCCAAGGGCUCCAACGAGGAGGAGAUCAAGAAGGCGUACCGGCGCAUGGCCCUGCGUUUCCACCCGGACAAGAAUAAGGAUGCCAACGCUGAGGAGAAGUUCAAGGAGAUCGCAGAGGCCUAUGAGGUGCUCAGCGACCCCAAGAAGAGGGUGGUCUAUGAUCAGCUGGGAGAGGAAGGUUUGAAGACAGGAGGAAGCAGCUCUUCUGGUGCUCCUGGUAGCUCCUCAUACCACUACACCUUCCAUGGAGACCCCCACGCCACUUUCGCCUCCUUUUUUGGGGGCUCCAACCCUUUCGAUAUGUUCUUUGGUUCCAACCGUGGCCACGGCCGCUCCAACGGGUUCUCCUUCCACAACGACCAUGACAAUGAGCAGGACAUGGAUGUGGAUGAGGAUGACCCCUUCACUCAUUUUGGGAGACAGUUUGGCUUUCCAGGCGGGAUGAAUAACGGCUUCCCAGGAGAAGGGCGCAGGAGAAGAGGGGCGCCAUCAGAGCGCCUGGGCACCGGGCGGAAGCAGCAGGACCCUCCAGUGGUCCAUGAGCUGAAGGUCUCCCUGGAGGAGAUCUUCCACGGCUGCACGAAGCGCAUGAAGAUCACCCGGCGUAGGCUGAACCCAGAUGGCCGGAGCAUGAGGACAGAGGACAAGAUCCUCAACAUCAUCAUCAAGAAGGGCUGGAAAGAGGGGACCAAGAUCACCUUCCCGAAGGAAGGGGACGAAACCCCAGAGAACAUUCCUGCUGACAUAGCCUUUGUGCUUAAAGACAAAGGACACGCCCACUUCAAAAGAGACGGUUCCAAUAUCAUAUUUAACUGCAAGAUCAAUCUAAAAGAGGCGUUGUGUGGCUGCACAGUUAGCAUUCCCACGCUGGACAACCGCAUCAUUUCAUUACCCUGUCAUGACAUCAUCAAGCCAGGGACGGUGAAGCGAGUCAGAGGGGAAGGCCUGCCUUUCCCGAAGAACCCAUCACAGCGCGGUGACCUCAUCGUGGAGUUUUCUGUCCGCUUUCCCGACAGGAUCCCUCCUCAAUCCAGAGAGAUCAUCAGACAACAUCUCCCCCAGUCAUAAGAAGACUCAUCAGCCCCAUAACACACUACAGACUACAAAGGCCCAAACCAAGAAAACCAAGCUCUCCUUCAUCUGAAGUUUUUUACAUUAUUUGAAUCUAAGUCCACAUGCUCUGUGUGAAGGCACAGCAUUAUACAGACACUGGUGUUUGUAGGGCCGUCUAGGGGGGAGGAUGAGGCUGGAAUUCCAACAUGAAUGGCAGUAUCAGGAUGUUGUUAUCUUAGUUAAGGCCACAUUAUACACACACACAAACACACACAUUCGCACACACGAGCGUCCGUGCAGGGGAGCAGUGCUGAGGAUGGGCUCAGCACAGUCAUGGCUUUUACCCAAUGGUCUUUCUUAACUCUGUUUUUUACGGAUUUAUCAGUGGUUUUAUAUUCUGUCCAACUCUCUGAUCCUCGUCUUUUUGUGAUAGGAUGAAGCCUGAGAUAUUUUUUAAAAGAGGCUUUUUCCCAGGAUUUUUCUUUUACAAAGGAAGUUCAAAUAGGAUUAUUUAUUUUAUCCUUGAGUGUACCAGCAGCUUCAGUUUGUUUAGAGCAAACCCCGGUUUUAACAUAACCCCCUCCUCCUGCUGUUCUCAUGCUUUCAGUCUGAUUGAGUGUGAUGCUUGAAGUCUGCAGGCUGGUCAUUGUUUAAUAAGAUCUGUCCCCUAAAAAUUAGUCGUUUUCAGAUGUGUGCAUUGCCAUAGCGCACUUAGAGUCCUGCAUCACUCCAAAUAAUAUCUCAGCUACAUUGGAAAAUCUGGGAAUGACAAUCACACACUAACAGCUGUGUAAGCUUGGAUAAUACAAUCUGCACAUUGUAUGGGUGCUUUCUCUUCUGGGCUGUGAAGCUGCUUUACACUGAACAGCCUAGCUCGCCAUAUGAGGGACAUUAAGGUGCCUUAGCCCAGUGGCAUACCACACAUGUGAACAUACACACAGGUCACACUGUUAUACAGAAAACCAGCCAUAAAAAAUGCACAAUUUACAAUGCCCUAUGCUGUGUUAGACAUUACCUUUGGGAUCUGGUGAACCACUCUAAGUAAGCAAUACAACUUUGAAAGUUGUAACACAUGUAAGCAAAGACAUUUUUAACAAAACUGAUGCAUUUUGCCAGUUCAUCCCUGUAAAGUGCCGUACAAGUACUGACUGGAUUUCCCAGAGGAUCUACCUUAAUUUAAAGUCUUAGGUAAAAAGUUGAGAUUUCUCUGGGAAACCCAGCUCUGUUGUAUAUUCUGCUUUCUCCUGUGCUAUGUGAAGGCAACGUCUCGGUGCUACUGUUAGCAGUGCCAAAAAUAGACCCUCUGAGGAUCUACUUUUAGGUUUCAUGAGCCCUCAGUUUGUGAUUUGAUGACUGCAUAGGUCAUACGUAACAUCUGUACAUCCAACCACCCAUCUGUUUUUUCAAGUAGGAAACCCUGUUUGAGCAGGUUUUAUAUAAUUGCAGCUGCUCUUCUGUGUGUCAGCUGCAGGGGGCUCUAAAGCUCUCUUCAGCUCUUCCAACUGUAGUUUACAGCAAUGAUAUGAUGUAUGUAUGAGUGUGGUUUAUGCAGACAGCCCGAAGGGUCAUAUAUAUAUUAUAUGUAUGGAUAAAUGUUUGAAUGCAAAAAUGUUGAUAAAAGCACUUUUAUGUCAUAGAGGACACCGACAGAAGCUAUGAGACGGCGGGACAGACUUGAAUGACUUGUCUCUGAGUGAGGGAGCGUCCUGCCUCUCGGAGAUGAAGGGGACGCUGGAGCGUGGUUAAAACCAGAAUGCACAUGUGCUGCUGCUGAAAGACUGACACUGCUUCUGUGCAUUUAAACAAAUUUAUGAUCUUUUGGAAAUGAAAACAAAUAAACCAAAUGUGUGAAGUUAA